Phycodurus eques (leafy seadragon) is the source of this 1727-nucleotide messenger RNA. Its product is annotated as platelet glycoprotein Ib alpha chain-like. Gene Ontology annotation, molecular function: protein binding. The record is from RefSeq and is a predicted model, not a curated record. Gene Ontology annotation, cellular component: plasma membrane. Bases 21 to 1727 code for a protein of 568 amino acids. Lineage: Eukaryota; Metazoa; Chordata; Actinopteri; Syngnathiformes; Syngnathidae. The transcript has 6 exons.
GGUUGAGCAUCACCUUCAGCAUGAAGCUCUUCUUCGUUGUCCUCCUCGGCGCCGGUGUCACCAUGGAUACCGCCUUGGACGGCUGCUAUACCGACCGGGACACGGACCACCGAGUGCGGCUCAACUGCACGGCGGCCGGUUUCAGCACCGUUCCCGCGGGUCUCCAACCUACGACCGAGGUUCUCUUGUUUCCCAGCAACCAGUUCUCCAGCCUGUCCUGGGAGUCCUUCCAGAUCUUUAGCAAGCUGCACGAGCUGGAUCUGACGGCCAACCAGCUGGGUCAGGUGACGCCGAGGGCCGGGCCGCUUCUACCUCACCUCAACGUCCUCCGACUUGGACGCAACCGCCUCACGUCUCUGCCAGACAGGGCCUUCUCCGCCUGCCCUACCCUGACAGAUCUCUACCUGGGCAGCAACGCCAUCGAGUCUCUGAGCGACGACACGUUCGCCGGACUCAGCAAGUUGGAGAUCCUAGACCUGUCGUCCAAUCGCAUCAGGGUUCUUCCGCCUCUCUUGCUCCGCCCCCUGGUUGGGAUAGAAACACUCUACCUGGAAAGCAACCAGAUCAGCGAGCUCUCGGACAAUUGGUUCAGCCCGAGGGAGGAAGUGCCCUACCUGUACCUCUCUGCCAACCCGUGGGCGUGUUUCUGCGAGCUGAUGUACCUACACACAUACAUAAAAGACUUCUUCUUCAACUUCUACGUGCGCGACAGCAAGACCAUCACCAGAGACCCCAAGAGUGUGGUGUGCCACUCACCGCAGCGGUCCAAACGUCGAGCCAUCAUUGACUUGGACCAGGACGACCUGUGUCCGCCUCCUACACCGGCACUCAUGGCCGCCACCGCCCUGCCACCCAGACCCACUAGCAGGGAGACUGAGGCUUUGGAGGAAAUUGAAGGAGGUAGAGGCGACGGGCCCGUUGUCUGGCGUCCUGCACUGACCACUUCCAGUGCAUCUGACCGCUUUGGCGCCACCACGACUAUGUCGCGUCCUACAACUCCAACAGCACCACUUCCUGCGACUACGUCACAUCCUACAACUUCAACUGUGCCACUUCCUACAACUCCAACACCAUCACUUCCUGCGACUACGUCACAUCCUACAACUUCAACUGUGCCACUUCCUACAACUCCAACACCACUUCCUGCCAUUCUCUCACUUUUGACGCCAUCCAGCUCUGAGUUCCCGUUGACGUGGCGGUGGGGCACGGACAAGGGUGACGCCGCACCCCUCCGCCACGUGCUUGGUGCCGGUGUGUUUUGUGUGUGGUUGUUGGCCGCCAACGUGUGUUUGUGUGUGGUGGCGGCAGUAAGUACCCUCGUGACUCUGGUGAGACUGGCGGUCUGGUACAGGGGGGCAUACAAGCUGCUGAGCGUCACGCUGGCAAGGGGGGGUGGCGCCCGGCAGGUGAGGCUCUACGGCAGCAGGGAAGUAGUUUAUCGUUCGGUCCUCUUGGUGAGUUGCCAAGGGGCGGAGGGGGUCAAAGGUGGCCCCGUGUACAGGACGACCCUGCACCGCGAGCCCGGUACGCAGAUUGCGCUGCAACAGUGGAGCGAUGUCAUGGGCGUGGGCGACGGGGGCGCAGGGUGGAGGCAACGCUUCAGCGUGCUUCUGCGCCAGGAGAGGGAGGGGCCAGGCGGAGGGAGGGAGGAGCGAGAUUGGGUGGUGGGCGCGUGGCUAGCACAACACCUGCCCGGCGUGACCCUUGAAGGCUCGCCAGCCCCGUGA